Molecule: messenger RNA, 1000 nt
Organism: Colletotrichum acutatum
Lineage: Eukaryota; Fungi; Ascomycota; Sordariomycetes; Glomerellales; Glomerellaceae
Exons: 1
Coding region: 141-644 (167 amino acids)
Source: RefSeq, a predicted model, not a curated record
CAGCUAAUAACUCGCCCUCUCGUUACAUCUCGACAAUCUAAGCCGGACCUUCCUCUCCAUCCCUCUCUCUGCCAUUAAUCAAACGGGUACAGACCUAAUUAACUCAACCGAAACUUCGCCCAAGCCCUUCUUCAAGAACCAUGAAGUCCCCAAUCACCCUCCUCCUCCUCCUCUUCCUGGCCUCGACAGCGACCCUCGUCGCGGCCAUCAAACCAGGCGGCAAGGGCCCCAUGAACAUGCCGCGCGAGAGAAAACACAUGUGGCAGCAGGUCGCCUGCAAACGCGGCCACGGCAACACCUUUGUCACCCCCUUCAAGUUGACGGCCCUCGUCGACGAGGACGUCGGCGCCGUCUGCCACCGCCUCUGGCACAACCUCAAGCGCACCGACCUCGCGUGCGCGCUGCCCAGCAAGCCCAUCUGCGAGGACCGCGGCGACAAGUCGAUCCAGGAGAAGAGGCUCUACUGGAGCUUCGACGUCUUCGCGACCUGCCCGGCCCUCGCGGUCGAUUCGGCCUGGUACGAGAGCACGGGCAACAUCUGGGGCAAGUCGAACUGCAACGAGGGCCUGUACAUGUACGACGAUCUUCCUGAGUUGCCGUUUCCUUAUAAGAAGGAGCGGCCGACUGCGACUGGGACGGCGUAAGGGGUGUGUUUGGGAGGAGAGAUCUCUGGAAGGGCCUACGCCAUACGGUGGGAGAACUUGGGGAGGAGGUGGUGACGCUAUCAGUCAGAUAUCACGAUAAUUGGAAAUGGAGGUUGAUGUUGCAGUCACAUGAGCGGGCUUGUCGAUUGCUCACUUCAUGGCUUCCUUUCGAUUUGUGUUUUACUACUUUUAGCGGGCUAUUUGACGAGGCUUCUCAUCAAGAGAGCCUCUUCAUAUCUUUCCACGGUAUUGAUUAUCCUGUACAUUCCCCCAUGUAGCGCUUGUCGGGAUACCAGAACUCAAGCUGUUAGUCAUCACUCUCAAAUGAAAAGAAGCUAUGAAGCAAAUCAUCUAAG